Carya illinoinensis is the source of this 2684-nucleotide messenger RNA. RefSeq lists its product as uncharacterized. The coding region runs from base 736 to 2478 and encodes 580 amino acids. The transcript has a single exon. Lineage: Eukaryota; Viridiplantae; Streptophyta; Magnoliopsida; Fagales; Juglandaceae. The record is from RefSeq and is a predicted model, not a curated record.
UUAAGGAAAACGAGAAGACACAGUAAGGCAUUAAGCAGUGGAUACAACUCUUCAUAGCAUGAGAGCACAUCACAGCUAAAAUCCAUGAUAAUUAUAAAUGACAGAAAUGGUGGGAGUCAAGAGAAGGGUAGAUCAGUGCGUAGGGGUUAGGAGGAGACUAGGACACCACUCAAAUGCUUGCCUUGCUUCCCACGCAAUCUUUUCUACUUUCCAGUACAGCAUCACCCAUGAGAUCCCUCCCCCUUUUGUCUCUUUUAAUAUCUUUCAUUGUGCCUAUUCGUAUCCAUUACUGGCACUGCCAGACAGUGGUGCAGUAACAAAUCUCUUUUAUCUCGACGUUCUGCUUGCAUACUUUUAGUAGCCAGAGAAAAAGGGAGAGAGUGAGCAAAAGAAACCGCUCUGAAUCGAGUUUCUUUGGGGGCUUAAGAUCUUGUUCUUACCGUUAAGGACCUUGAGUUCUCAAAGGUUUUUUUUCGGUUCCCUCCACAGCACUUCCGAAAGUAAGAACCCCAAUGAUAUACUUGCUAACCUUGUUCUUUUCUCCUCUUGGUCUUGCUUGAUUCCCCUGUUUGUUGAUCGUUCUUUUGUUUUUACCCGGAAUGUGAGAAAAUUCAGCUUUCUUGGAGAAUUUUGACCUUUUGCCUGGGUUUCUGAUCUGGAUUUCUUCGUCUGGUUUUGGUGAGUUGAACUUCCACUUUCUUGGUAAAUUUGUUGAACUUCUUAGAUAAUUCUUAGAUGGAUCAAGAUCAAGAACAGAGGCAUCUGUGCAAGCUCUGCAAUAAGAGUUUUCUGAGUGGCAGAGUCUUGGGAGGUCACAUGAGGUGUCAUAUGAGCAAGAAUCCAUCCAAAAGACUGAAAAAGGUGAUUAAAAGCAACAUGGAUCUUGAAGGCGAUGACCAUGCUGGUUAUGGCUUAAGAGAAAACCCUAAGAAGUCUUGGAAGUUUUCACGCUCAGACAAGGGUACUUCAGGGCAAGAAAUUGUAUGUAAAAUGUGUGGCAAAGAGUUUGAGUCACUGAGAGCUUUGUUUGGUCACAUGAGGCAUCACUCAGGAAGACAAAGAAGUAGAAUUCACUGUAAAGAAUGUGGCGAAGGGUUUGCGUCACUGAGAGCUCUCACCACCCACAAGAAGAGCCACUCUGAAAGAAUUGAGGCAAGCGUUGAAUCAUGGACUAGUUCAAGCCAGCAGAUGGAGCUAAACAACCAAUCGAACAGUGAAAACCUGGGGCUGGUGCGGAGGAAGAGAUCAAACAGAAUGAGGUACAAGAUUUGUCCAAACUCUUCGUUUUCUAGUUUAAAUGUAUCUUUUUCCUCGAAGGAAAUUGAGCCAGAAGUAGCUGAGGUAGCUAUAUGCUUGGUGAUGCUGUCUAGAGGUGUAACCAAUUGGGAUGUAUUUUGCUCAGUUACUGAGUCCUCCGAUAAUGAUUCUGUGGCUUUUGAGGUCAAGUCAUCUGGACAAACUAAGCGAAUUGCCAAUGAUGAUAAGGGUGGGAUUUUUGUUCCUUGCGAAGUUGAUAAUUCUUUCAAGACGAAGAAACAAAGGGUGAACGAUUCCGAUUCUUAUGCUUCACAUUCUAAGGUUGUCUUAGCUGAUAAAAGAGUGUCCGAAUUUUGUGAAAAUGACUCUGGGUUUGGAAGUGCUGAAGAAAAGAAGUUUGGAUUGGAAGUUCCUGUUGACAAGUUUUACAGGGAUGCUGAAUACAAGAUGCCUAAACUGGAUGACGUGUCCGGGGGUGAAAUAGAAAAGGACAGUCAUAAUGAGAUGAAGAUCAAACCCACUGAAGUAGAAUGGGAAGAAGCUUUCCCAGAAGGUGAUGGAUUGGAUCCAGCUGAUUCGGGAUUUGUGAAGCCUGGUUUAAGCAAUAAAACAAGGAUUGAUGCUUGCGAUGCUCUGUUGAGGGGAAACUCUUGCAAGAUGUCUACUUCUGACGCUGAAAUCCUAAAUAAUUCUUGGAAGAAAAAUCAAUAUAAGUGCAAGACCUGCAACAAGAACUUCCACUCUCAUCAGGCACUUGGAGGCCACCAGUCAAUACACAGACCUAAAAAUUCGUCUGAAUUGAAAAGUCAGAACUGUGAAAAAAGCAGCCGGGGUGACACUGUUACUGAAACUGAGGGUAGCUGCAAGCUUAUCAAUAUUGAAUGCAAGGAGAAUUUGGUGGAACAGGAGAGGAGUGGGGGGUCUCUGGCAAGUUAUGAGUUCAGGGAGACCAAGGAACACAAGUGCGAUCUCUGCUUUAAGGUUUUUGCAUCAGGCCAAGCUUUGGGUGGUCACAAGAGGGCUCAUUCGAUUAAAAACUCUGAGACCACAGCUGAAGAGACUGUGGUAAUAAAGCAACAAAUUUCUACUAUCUGUGAUUUGGUUGACCUUAAUAUCCCAAUUAUUCUUGAAGAAGAGACCAACGCUGAUGUAGGAAUCAAGUCAUGGUGGGUUGGAAAUGAUCAGAAGCAUGAACUGACAGUGGGUCUACUCCCUAGUUGAGAAAAGCGAUUUCCAUUGAUGGAUACCAUGUAGUUUCUAGUGGCUUGGAUUGCAGAUUUGAAGAUAACCCAUGUAGAGGCGAUGCUUCCCCGCAACGUUGGAUAGGCCAUGGGGGCUAAUUUUUGUUCCCCCUUCAUAUCUUCAUUUGUUUGUGACGAAUUUCCAUAAUUGGUGAUGAAGAUCAUUCAUACAUUUUUCUUUUGGAA